This is a messenger RNA of Medioppia subpectinata, 385 nucleotides long. Lineage: Eukaryota; Metazoa; Arthropoda; Arachnida; Sarcoptiformes; Oppiidae. The record is from the annotation of a GenBank genome assembly.
UGCGAUCCGCAUAACUUUGGCGGUACUGAACAGCAAAACAAAUUGGUUAUCGGAGGCGAGGCCUGUAUGUGGGGUGAAUGGGUUGACGGCACAAACGUAAUUAGCAGGACCUGGCCGCGGGCCAUAGCUGUGGCCGAACGACUCUGGAGUGCCAAAUUAGCAGGACCUGGUAUGCCGCGGGCCAUAGCUGUGGCCGAACGACUCUGGAGUGCCAAAAACCUAACGGAUAUACAUCGGGCUAAUCCCAGAUUUGAUAGACAACACUGUCUCAUGCAACAACGUGGUAUAAAUGUGGAGCCGGCAAACGGACCGGGAUAUUGUCAAUGCGAUUAUGCCAUUUGAUUCAAUACUAGUUCAAUACUGUCCAAUACAUGCUUACCACCGA